Messenger RNA from Nematostella vectensis (starlet sea anemone), 1414 nucleotides. RefSeq names its product L-cysteine desulfhydrase. The coding region runs from base 14 to 1387 and encodes 457 amino acids. The transcript has 5 exons. Lineage: Eukaryota; Metazoa; Cnidaria; Anthozoa; Actiniaria; Edwardsiidae. The record is from RefSeq and is a predicted model, not a curated record.
AUACCAUAACAAAAUGGCGGCGUGCGGGGAUGUUGUCGCUUGUCGACAGAAUAUUUUUGCAAAGAAACCCGUGGGCACAGAAGGAGUGAUGGAAUAUGACAAUGCAAACUACAUCAUAGGACUGAAAAAUGACGAAUACGUGCCUCCCAAAAUACCUAUAGCUCUGCCACACUUUGAUGAGAAGACAUUCACUUUUGGCGCCGAAGCGAAGAAGCAUUUUUUAAUAGAUUUCAAAAACUGGACAUUUUUAAACCACGGAGCAUUCGGUGGAGUACUUAAAGAAUCUUUAGAUAUCGCUCGUGAUUGGCAAAUUUACAUUGAAAAGCAACCUUUGCGUUUUGUUGAUCGUGAAUUACUGACUCACAUGGUAUAUAUCACUCGCAGACUUGCGGGCUUCCUGUGUUGUGACCCGCGGGAUUUAGUGCUAGUCCCGAACGCUACUGAAGGUAUCAAUACAGUUAUUCGAUCCCUUAAACUGUGUAAGGGUGACAAAGUGUUUUAUCUGAAUACAUGCUAUUAUGCCGUCAAGAAGUUGUUGCGUCACCUCAGUGCUGAAGAUGGUGUAGAGAUACAAGAGGCAACUAUUCCUUUCCCAUCCUAUGAAGAUGACAUUUUGUCACUCGUAGAGACCACACUACAACCAGGCACCAAACUAGCUGUAUUCAGUCACAUCCCUAGUGUUAUCCCAAUCAUCAUGCCAAUCAGUAGGUUAAUUGGCAUCUGCCACAAAAGGGAUGUGCCAGUAUUGGUGGAUGGGGCCCAUGCGCUUGGUGCAUUGCCGCUGAGGAUUGCUGAGCUAGGGGCUGAUUACUAUGUUGCUAAUGCUCACAAAUGGCUUUGUGCGCCUAAGGGAUGUGCUGCCCUCUACGUUGCUGACAAGCACAAGGGAUCAGUGAGGUGUCUGACUGUCUCUGGUGGAUUUGGCCGUGGGUUUACCACAGAGUUUUUGUUCAGAGGUCUAAGGGAUUACAGCCCAUAUCUUGCUCUUCACACUGUUCUUGACUUUUGGGAAACAGUGAGCCCAGACAGAAUCUACAAUCACAACACCAGUCUGGCCCACAAAGCUGCUACUUUACUAGCAAAGUGCUGGGACACAGACACACUUUUCCCUCUCUACAUGUUUGGCCCAAUGGUAUUAGUACGACUUCCUGACCUUCUCUGGCAGUGCCAGGUGGCAAAUGGUAACGAUGAGGUGGACAAACCCAAAGCUGAGGCUGUGCAGGAGAGAUUGCAUUGCGAGUCAGCUUUAGAAGUUCCUGUGAAAGCUGUUAAUGGGAAGUUGUAUGUGCGAAUUUCAGCGCAUGUUUAUAAUGAGCUAAAUGAGUAUAAAUUGCUGGCUGAUGCUGUGUUAAGGCUUGUUGAAUUGUGCAAAGAUAAUUCAUCUUAAGUCAAAUAAAAUAUUUAAAAGUUUGGA